Molecule: messenger RNA, 2066 nt
Organism: Trifolium pratense (red clover)
Lineage: Eukaryota; Viridiplantae; Streptophyta; Magnoliopsida; Fabales; Fabaceae
Exons: 12
Coding region: 64-1518 (484 amino acids)
Cellular component (GO): plastid
Source: RefSeq, a predicted model, not a curated record
AGUACUACUUGUUUAGUUUCCGUUCACUCUUUAGCUCACCGUUUUGAGCUCAUUCAUUCGUCAAUGGCAGCAGCAACUCACAGACUCGCUUUGAUCAUCCAAAAUCCUUCAAACCAUAGCGAAUUUCUUCUCGUCAAGCAGUCCCCUCCUUCCAAAUUCAACGAUGAAGAAUACGACUCUUUCGUUGACUCCGAUCUCUGGGACUUGCCUUCAGUGCACUUGAACCCACUCCAAUCACAAUCGGAACCACCAUUUGAGCUAGACAUUUCGUCCUUACAUUCCGACGAGUUCAAUUUCAGCGAAUUCGAUAUCCGUUCUGCUCUCCACGAGGUGUUUGGACAAUUAGGGUUUGAGAUGGUUGAAAUAGGAGAAUGGAAGUUUCAUAUGUAUGUUAAGGAAGCUGCGUUCGGUCCUGGUUUGCCUGUUAACACUGUUUUCAUUGUUGGGAAGCUAGUUGAUGAGACCAAGGAAUUUUCAGAUUCAUAUCAAUGGAUGUCCAUUCAAAGCUGUCUUAACUGGCUUGUGGAAGUGAUUCCACAUGGUGAUCGUGUUGGACCGUUGGCAGUUGCUGGUCUUGUAAAUGACUCGUCUGCCUCUGCAAACUGGAAAGUCCCUCCAGCCAUCAACUACCAGGAGUACCCGACUGGUGUUAUACUUAUUCCUAUGGGAAGUAGGACAGCAAAACCUUUUUCUACAACAAACUUGGUGGUGUUUGCACCUGAGAAUGUUCCAAAUGCUUCCGAGGAUAAUAAACUUAUUGCUUGUGGAGAUGCCCUAAUAGUUGAUCCAGGAUGUCUGUCAGAAUUCCAUGGAGAGCUAAAGAAAGUUGUUACUGCUUUGCCAAGAAGACUAGUGGUCUUUGUCACCCAUCAUCACCGAGACCAUGUAGAUGGUCUCUCAGUUAUACAAAAGUGCAAUCCUGAUGCUAUUUUGCUUGCGCAUGAGAAUACCAUGCGACGCAUAAGUAAAGAUGAUUGGUCACUCGGCUAUACCUCAGUUACCGGAGAUGAAGACAUAUACGUUGGUGGUCAGAAAUUGAAAGUUAUUUUUGCACCGGGACAUACAGAUGGCCAUAUGGCAUUGCUUCAUGUGAAUACACAUUCCUUAAUUGUAGGUGAUCAUUGUGUCGGUCAGGGGAGUGCUGUCUUGGACAUAACUUCUGGUGGAAAUAUGUCUGAAUACUUCAAAACCACAUACAAAUUUCUGGAGCUUUCACCACAUGCUUUGAUACCUAUGCAUGGGAGAGUUAAUGUCUGGCCAAAGCAGAUGUUGUGCGGAUAUCUAAAGAAUCGUAGGAGUAGAGAAGCUAAUAUCUUAAAAGCUAUUGAAGGUGGAGCUAAAACAUUGUUUGACAUUGUUGCAUAUGUAUAUUCUGAUGUUGACCGGCGUGCUUGGAUUUCUGCAUCAUCAAAUGUGAGGCUCCAUGUGGAUCAUCUGGCCCAGCAACAUAAAUUACCAAAGGAUUUCUCUCUAGAAACUUUCAAUUCCAGUUUGGUUGACAGCUUGCGUAAAUUAUAGAUGUGUACAGCAGCACUGGCUGGCUCACUGACUACCCCCUUCAAAUGACAUUUUAUAUAAGAAAAUUUGCAGCUCUAUCCUCAAAGUCCAUUGUUUGCACUGAAAUGGUCCUGUAUAACAGGAACUGCAUGCAAUAGUUGUGUAAAGUAUAUAGCUUGUAGAGAGGAAUUGCUUGUGAGAUUAUAUGUUAUCUUGUCGAAACUGACUGAACAUGCUACAUCUACCUUAGGAUUUUUCAAUCCAGAAUUUCAAAAAGACUUGUGGGCUGCAUUUUCUAUCGCGAUGGAUAUGGGCUUACACUAGUUGCAGCUUACGUCCAAGGAAAUCUUCAUUUCUUAUCGCUGGUGUUUUGGUUGGCAUUGCUGUAUUGGUGCAUUAUACGCCCAAAACCAAAUUCAGGAAAUAGACAUGUUGCCUAUCUGAGUAAUGGAGCUUUAUGUAACAUGAUAUGAUGUUACCGGAAGUGUACUUAGAAUCUUUAGAGGUGCUUGAACUGUUUCUUAACGAGUUUGUUAUUAAUAUACUUAAAAAUAGUUUUAAUAUGACUA